CGUCUAGAGAGCGAGAGGCGCGUUUACAGGGACGCGGGCGGUGUGUUCGGCUCUCCGAGUGUCCAGACCACACUGUCAGCCUGAGCUGCGCCCCGGGAGAGCCGAUGAUGGCGGCGGCCGUGGAACGAGGAGGGGUCCGAGCCGCCUUCCUCAACCCAGGCGGCGGCGGCGGCGGUGGCGGCGGCGGAGGAUCAGCGCCGGCUCCCGGUUCCGCGGUGCUGGGGGCGGCGGCCGGAUCCCUGGUCCUGGGCUCGGGGGUUUCGACCACUCCGGGGGGAUCCGGCCCGAUUCCUGUCCCUAUGAACCUCUUCGCAACCUGGGAAAUAGACCGCACUUCCCCGAGCUGCGUUCCACGGUUGUGCAGCCUCACCCUUAAGAAACUUGUUGUCCUGAAGGAGCUUGAUAAAGACCUCAACUCUGUGGUGAUCGCCGUUAAAAUCCAGGGUUCCAAGCGGAUAUUGCGAUCCAAUGAAUACGUGCUCCCGCCCGGUGGCCUGAUGGAGACAGACUUGGAGCUUACCUUCUCACUGCAGUAUCCGCACUUCCUCAAGAGGGAUGCUAACAGGCUGCAGAUAAUGCUGCAGAGGAGGAAGAGGUAUAAGAACCGCACCAUUCUGGGCUAUAAGACGCUGGCAGUUGGGGUCAUCAACAUGGCAGAGGUUAUGCAGCACCCGACCGACGGAGGCCAGAUCCUGGGUCUCCAUAGCAAUGUGAAGGAGGCUCCAGUGCGUGCAGCGGAGGUCAGCGUGCACUCGCUAUCCAGCCAGCCAAUCGACCACGAGGACGGCAGCGUACAGACGGGCCCCAAGACCAAGGCCUCAGACCGAUCUCCAGACAUCGACAACUACUCUGAGGAUGAGGACGACAGCUACUCCUCGGAGCAAGAGGCCAGUGACGAUGCAGUUCAUGGCCAGGACCUGUAUGACGAAGAUGAUGAGGUCAGGAAGCCCAAGAAGUCCCGGAGGAAAAUGAUCAGGACCACCUCCAUGACGCGGCAACCCAACUUCAAGCAGAAGUUUGUGGCCUUAUUGAAGAGGUUUAAGGUGACGGAUGAGGUUCUGGAUUCAGACCCAGUGGACCAGACCCAGGAGGUGGAGGAGGAUCUGGACUUACUUUAUGACAGCCUGGAGGUGUACAACCAGAGUGACAGUGGCCCAGAGAUGGAGGACAACGAGAGCGUGUUGAGCACCCCCAAACCCAAACUCAGGCCGUUUUUUGAAGGGAUGUCCCACUCGAGCUCCCAGACAGAGAUCGGAAGCCUGCACAGCCAGAAGAGCCAGCCGAGGGAAGCCAGCAGUGCGAGUCGAGACCUCCUAUCUCCUGAAACAUGCAAAGCGACAGUGCCCAGAUACCAAAAUGAUGCUGCUGCAGAGACGACUACAGGGGAUACCGAGAGCGAGGAGGUGGGAACUGGGACUGGAGACACCAGUGGUGGCUUGGAAGCCAGUACUGACAAAACCAGCUCAAUUGGCAAGCUCUGCAAGACAGAGUCGCAGACCCAUAUGUCACCUAGCAAAGUAGAGAACAAGGUGCAGCGGCGACCAAGGAGUACCUCCAUGAAGGAUCGUCAGAACUCCAAAGCCCAGAGUGACCGUACUAGCAGCAUCGACAGCGAGACCUCACCGGACUCCCGGCUCACAGCUCAGAUCCCCAGGAAGUCAGUGUAUGACCAGCUGAACCAGAUCUUGAUUUCAGAUGAGCAACUGCCAGAGAACAUCAUCCUUGUCAACACCACAGACUGGCAGGGGCAGUAUCUGGCAGAGAUCCUUCAUGAGCAGAACCAGCCUAUUGUGUCCACCUGCUCUGCCGCCGACGUGCAGGCUGCCUUCAACACCAUCGUCAUCCGGAUCCAGAGAUUCUGCAACUGCAAUGCCCAAACGCCUCCCACCAUUAAGGUGGCCGUGGCAGGGGACCAGAGCUACCUCAGCACCAUUCUAAGGUUCUUUGUGGAGCAGCUGGCUAACAAGACACCUGACUGGUUGACUUACAUUCGCUUCUUGGUCAUCCCCAUUGGUUCUCAUCCCCUGGCAAAGUACAUGGCAUCCUUUGACAGCAGGUUCAACAACACCUUCAUGGAUGUUGGAUGGAGGGAGUUGUUCGGUCGGACUGAGCCCCCACUCUCAGACAACAUUGAUGUGACAGGGAGAGUGGCACAGUACCUGGCUGGGGCGAAUGUGUCCCAUCAAUUCCCGAUCUCAGAGGCUAUGCUCACCUAUAAGCAGAAGAGGAAGAGAAGUUUAUAUUUUGAUUUUUACAUCAGCCCUGAUGAAGACUCCUGCCAGAAGUUUGUGCCAUUUGUUGGGGUUGUGAAAGUGGGCAUUGUUGAGCACAGUCUCUCCACCUCAGUGGAUUCCGACGACGCGAUGGUCGGAAGCCUGAAUACGCUGGUCUCUCCGCCCCCCCAGACAGGGGCAUCAUAUGGGAAGGAUAUGACAUGUACCCCUCCAUCCUCCCCUUCUGUCUCUGCCGCACUCUCUGGAGCUGGAUCUCCAGGUUCGAGCAGCGAGGUCAUGGGUCUCCAGGUGGACUACUGGACGUGGCAUGGCCAGGAGAAGAAACGUGAGGGAGAGAAGCGAGACAUAGGCAUCAAGAACACGCUGAAGAGCAACUUCCGCUCGCUGCAGGUCAGCCGUAUUCCCAGCGGGGGCGAGCUCACACCCCCACCCUGUAUGUCCAUGACUGUAGUCAUGAAGGAGAAGAACAAAAAAGUUAUGUUUCUCAGUAAGAAGCCCAAGGAAAAGGAGCUGGACUCCAAAAGCCAGGUGAUCGAUGGGAUCAGCAGGUUAAUCUGCACUGCCAAACACCAGCACACCAUGCUAAGAGUGUCCAUCGACGGAGUGGAAUGGAACGACGUCAAGUUUUUCCAGCUGGCUGCCCAAUGGCCAACCCAUGUGAAGCACUUCCCUGUGGGGAUCUUUGGUUAUUCCAAGCCCGCAUGACAUCCACCACCAUCGCAAAAGUUUCUCCUGUGCUGAUAUUUUUCAAAAGAGGCGAGGAAAAAUGAACCAAGCAAAAUCAUGAUCGAUUUCCUGUGGAAAUUAUAUUGUCUGAAACCCAAUCUUAUUAACACUUUUUUAAUGUUGCUAUUGUGUUGUUUUUUUUUUUUUUUUUUUUUUUUUUACACCAGCAGAAGUUACAAUGAACCUUUUGUGACAAUUUUGCUGCCGCUGGAAUUUGUUUUGAGGCUGGGAAAAAAAGGAGACGUCAUUUUUCAAUAACAGCCAUGUUUGCACUUUGUCAUUAUCUUUUUAUUAUUUCUGUGAAAUCCAACAUGGAUAGCUGUUAUAUAACCAUGUGUAACGUACUGCUACGGAGGGUGGUGUUACAGGGUUUCAGCAGCAGCAUUUUAGAUACUCAAACAAUCGCUUUCAGUGCUCAUACACAUAGUAAUAGUUUUUCAUGAUUGUUUAUGACCAUUUUUGCAUGUUGUGUUGAUGACUGAGGGAUUGAAGUGAUGGCACACUCUGAAACUGAUUGAAAAUAAUGGUACUAGUGAUCGAAAUAACGGUACACCCUUUAAGUGAUACGGCUGUAUCUGGCUUGGACGUCGUCGCUUGGGCAGGAUGGAGGAUUAAAAUAGCAUGUUUUUCUAACACAGAAUUAGAAAUAUCGGCCAGUUUAAGCAAAACCCAAACAAGCAAAACAAACAAGGUGAACGUGGCAGUAAAAAAACAUCGUGCUUCAGACCAGCUGUCACUUUCAGGGCCUUGAUUGUUCAAGAAUGGCCAGCAGUUGUUCAUUAACCAGAACUGGCGGGGAUGGGACCUGGGAGCUGUCCGUCAAGUUCAGCCACACCCCAGCUAUGGUUCCAUGUGCUACUAGCCACUAGCUCAUGGUAGUAAACAUUUAUAGCCAUCUGUUUGUGUUAUUUACAUAGCGUUUUCAAGGAAACUGACACUGUGGAAACAGUUGCUUUUAAUGCAACAGAAAUCAACAGACUGCCACGUGUUGCUGUUAUUUCAAUCAGGCAAUAGUCACUUACUUAAACUGCUAAUCUCUCAAUAUGUCAAGCAGGCCUGUCAUUUAACAAGCGGUGUAUUGUCUUUGAAUACUCAAAACACUAGUCGUGGAAUACUGCUGCUUUUUGUUUUUUUGGUGCAAGCUGAGAAGAGUGCUGCUCUGGCAUUUGCCUGUCCAAGUACCUAAUAGAUGCGCUGUUGGUCUCUUUUUGUGUGCUCACGUGAUGUUAGCCUUCUUUACUCUUAAUAAGCAAACUUGCCUUUUAUUUUUAUAGUACACUGUGCAUCAGAAGCAAAAAAAUACAACUAACUAUCUUAGUGACUGAAUGCAGUUAGCAGGGUAUUAAGUGGGGUAAAAGGAAACAUGGACUUAGAGUAGCAGUGAGUCAAAAUGAUGGCCUUAUGGGAAUUGUGGUUUUUUGGCAGUGUUGCAAGAUAUCCAGGGAUCCUUUGACUUUUUUGGGUCUCUCUGUCAUGCCUGAGACUGUUCUCAGCAGAAGAAAAACGAUUUCUCCACUUGAGGGCUCGAAAUGCUCUUUUCUCGAUGUCAGUCACUCUUUCCGCUCAACUGUUUUCUUGCAGCUGAGCGCCAGUGUGGCAGGUCAUGCCACAUGUAGGUCUUCACAUAUGUUUUGUGACUGCCAAGCCCCUGCUUCAUACACUGGGUGGUUUCUCAACUGAAGCCAUCAAAAUAGUUAAAUUCCAUCUUAGUUAUUUCUCUGUGCGGUUCUCACAUUCUAGUAUAUCAUCCGAAUCAUCAUGAAUAACCUGAUCCUAGAGGAGAGGACUUGCCUGAUAGUGAUUAUUAACCCUUGGGCUGUGAACGUGGUGGCUUCCUAUUUUUGGUGUUUGUGUACAAAAUUGCAUCGCCAACUAAAAUUGUUUAGAAAGCAAUAAAAAAAACAAAAUUAUUACUUAUUGUUUUGUUACACAUUUUAACCACCUUAAUUCCUAGCUGUUAAAACAUCUCCAACACUUUGUUUUCAAAUUUUGGGUCUAUAGACCUCUUACCUAAAAUGAUACCAUGUGUGAGUGUGUCAGCUCACACAUGGUAUCAUUUUAGGUCUCACCCAUUCAUGUCCUGUGGCCGGCCAGAUCUGACCAGACACACCACAGAUACAACCAACCAAAGUCAACAACCGCUUGUCCCGAGCCCAUCCCGGAAACACAGGACGCAAGGCUGAAGGGGGAGGGGGAACACCCUGGCCCCGCCACACUGCAGGCACCGGCCAAACCCACUGCACCACCACAUCCCCCACCACCACAGAUACAGAAUGUACAAAAUGUGAAUAAGACGUAAAAGUCAAUGAAACUGAUGAUCAUUAAUUUUAUUGGUUCAGAUGCCUAGCAUGGAGAACGUCAUGAAGCCUUAUGGUAAUCAGAUGAAUGAAACCAUAUUUACAACAGAUUAAAGUUGUUAAUGGGUCAAAUUUGACCAGAACACAACCCAAGAGUUGACAGCCGCUUAGUGCUUUUGACCUGAGAGGUGAUUUACUUUGAGUGUGAUGGGUUCUGAGGGGGGCAACCACAGCUCACUCUUUCUCUGCUACUGAUGCACAGGGAAUUAAUAUUCCCGUGGCCAAUGAGUACUUUCACUUAAAAGCAGAUCAGUAGCAUGGCUGGGAAUUUUGGGGUUUUGGAGAAAAAGGUUAUAUUGUGUUUAUUCAUAAACCAAAUAGAUACGAAUUCAAUGUAAAUGUUGAAGUCGUACACACUUGUAAAUAAAAUCUGUGGUUUUAUAUGUGGUUUAUAUAAGUAGAGUUUUCCCCCUUGUACUAUUUAGCGGCAGUGUCACUUUUCUGUCAUGAUAAAUAUUAGAAAGCUUAUAAUACAAUCAGACCUGGUGACAAUAUGUUUAACACGACUGAAUCCAGGACAGGGGUGGGGAAACGAGACAAACUAGUCAAUACUGUUAUAGUUGAGAAGUCACUAAUUUGUGUGAAAUCAAGUUGACAACUGUAACAGGUUAAUUUUUCCUAGGAAAAUGUAACCACCAUUUGUCAAAAUAAAUUUUAAAAAGUAUUUAAUUUAGCUUUAUUAACCCUUCAAUUUUUUUUUAAUUGUCUAAAUAGACGGUAUUGUUUUGGAGUAAAUUCAGAGAUUUAUAAAUAACUUUUCACCAUUGUGAUAGUAAUUUUUUGAUAUACAAUUUAAUUUUGUUUUGCACUAUUGCAAAAUGGAGACAAUUUCUCAACAAACAUGUUGGCUGCACUAUGGCUUGUACCACAUAAUGUAUUUAAUUUAAAAA
Molecule: messenger RNA, 6207 nt
Organism: Scleropages formosus (Asian bonytongue)
Lineage: Eukaryota; Metazoa; Chordata; Actinopteri; Osteoglossiformes; Osteoglossidae
Product: phosphofurin acidic cluster sorting protein 2-like
Exons: 25
Coding region: 105-2939 (944 amino acids)
Biological process (GO): protein localization to plasma membrane
Molecular function (GO): transmembrane transporter binding
Source: RefSeq, a predicted model, not a curated record